Molecule: messenger RNA, 1470 nt
Organism: Vigna unguiculata (cowpea)
Lineage: Eukaryota; Viridiplantae; Streptophyta; Magnoliopsida; Fabales; Fabaceae
Product: metalloendoproteinase 4-MMP pseudogene
Source: RefSeq, a predicted model, not a curated record
UUGAUAAAAGUUGACUCUAUAUAUAUUACUUCGUACCAAAGCUUCAAUCUAUAUAUGCCUCAAAAUCUACAAGCUCUGAAGCAACCACCAUGUUCCUUUCACUCACAUAUUCCUUCACGUUCUUCUUCAUUCUCAUUCUCAUUCUCACAUCAUCAUCACUUUCAUCACACGUUGCAACGUUCACACCACCACCCACCAAAAUAUCCAUCACAAGCCACAACAUUCAAAGCCUCAACAAUGCAGACAAAGGGACUAAAAUCGCAGGUAUAUCGCAGUUUAAACGAUACCUACAUCGUUUUGGGUACCUACGAAACAACAACAACGACAGUUUCAGUUUCAACGAUGAAUAUGAUGUCGUGUUGGAAUCUGCUCUCGUUAGAUACCAAGGAAACCUUGGUCUCCAAGUAACCGGGAAGCUCGACUCCGACACGGUUGCUCAAAUGAUCACACCAAGAUGCGGCGAUCCAGACACAAACACAAGACCCCACAAUCACGAUCACAAUCACAAUCACAAUCACGUUCAUUCUUCAAAGAACUUCGUGUUUUUUCCGGGAAAACCACGUUGGUCGCGUUCAAUGCCGAUGACACUCACCUACGCCUUCUCACGUGAGAACAUGAUCCGUGGUGGUUUGAGCAUGAAAGAGAUAAGAGAGGCAUUCCAACGUGCAUUCUCGAGAUGGGCUUCGGUGAUUCCUGUUAGUUUCGUUGAGGUGAGUGACUCUGAGGUUUCGGACUUGAAAAUAGGGUUUUACAAGGGGGAGCAUGGUGAUGGUGAGCCCUUUGAUGGGGUGCUUGGGGUGUUGGCACACUCCUUUUCACCAGAGAUCGGCCGGCUCCACCUUGACGCGGCAGAGACGUGGGCGGUGGACUUUGAGGCCACCGUGUCGGAGGUGGCGGUGGACUUGGAGUCGGUGGCCACACAUGAGAUUGGACACUUGUUAGGGUUGUCUCAUAGUUCGGUGAAAGAGGCUGUGAUGUAUCCGAGUUUGAGGCCAAGAGAUAAGAGGGCUGAUCUGAACAUUGAUGACAUAAAGGGGGUGCAGUCUCUGUAUGGAUCAAACCCUAAUUUCAGAUCAGAGUGGUCACUGGAAUCUGAUAUGUCGGCAAAUAAAGGUUCCAACUUUGUGAAACCUUUGAAGUUGGCUUCUGGUCUCAUAAUCAUAAUUUCUCUCAUGCAUAGUUUAUGUACAUUAUAGUUCAUAAUUUGAACUCUUUAUUUUUUUCUCUUUUUCUUUUCUUUCCAACUUUUUGUUCCUCUAUGCUUGUGAAGUAGAAAUUCAAUGAUGAUGUGGGGUCGAGAUAGUAUGAAGAGGUACGAAGACCCUUAAGAAUGAAUUAUUAUAUGUAAUAUAUAUAAUCAAACAGAUAGUGAAGGUUGUUGUUGUGCUGUUUAAUUUGAGAUUUUGUGAGUAAUUGAUGUAUUGAAACAUUUAUGUGAGGUUUACUUAAAGUUGGAAAAAAAAAUCUUAA